Messenger RNA from Caenorhabditis remanei, 699 nucleotides. RefSeq lists its product as uncharacterized. The coding region runs from base 1 to 699 and encodes 232 amino acids. Lineage: Eukaryota; Metazoa; Nematoda; Chromadorea; Rhabditida; Rhabditidae. Gene Ontology annotation, biological process: lipid metabolic process. The record is from RefSeq and is a predicted model, not a curated record. The transcript has 4 exons.
AUGAGCGCGUUCGUUCCGGACACCUCGUUUCAUGGUCUUGGUGAGAUCAACUCGUACUUCUCGAUGACUCACCGCGCUGUCUGGGCGGAAAUCCAAAAACACCUGACCCACAACAACUACAGUAACCAUGACGUCAUCUUUACCGGUCACUCACUCGGAGGCUCCCUAGCGGCUCUCUCCGCAUUCGAGACGGUUUUGACGGGAAUUCGGGAGACGAAUCAGGUGAAGGUGGUGACGUUGGCGGAGCCACGGACGGGCAACAUGGUUUUUGCGAAGAAUUUCGAUCAACACGUGAAAUACAGUUUCCGAAUCAUCAACGGAAUCGACGUGCUCGCACAUCUCCCUCCAUGCCACAAGGAUUACCGCUUCUGGCCCCGUAUUGAUCUACCGUGUGACCCACGUAGCCGGACGGGUCCCUAUCAUCAUAGUACUGAGAUUUGGUAUCCGGAUGGAAUGAAUGAGACCGCCCGUUAUAUAGUUUGUAAUGGGAGUCAAGGAGAGGAGUUGUUCUGCUCCGAUCGGGUUCAUGUGACGGUCGCGAAUCUGGGGAGAGGGAUCGCGGAUCAUCGGAAAUAUUUUGGGAAAAUGGUAACGCAAUAUGGCAACUCGAAUUGCAACCGCAAUCGAACUUUUGAUGAGAACGAGGGAUUCUUGGGAAAAGUGAAAGUGAUCUCGGAGUUGAUUAAGAAAAUUGUUUGA